Echinostoma caproni is the source of this 324-nucleotide messenger RNA. NCBI's taxonomy places the organism in Eukaryota, Metazoa, Platyhelminthes, Trematoda, Plagiorchiida, Echinostomatidae. The record is from the annotation of a GenBank genome assembly.
AUGAUCUCACUUCAAACUGCCCUCUUACUUGGAAUCCUGUACACACAACUAUGUCCAUCCGAAACAGCUGCUAUCCCGGCCAAAACAGUCCUAUUCCAAACAUCCAAUUCCGCUCAACUUCGCACGAAACGAUUUGCCCAGUCGCAUCGGAUACAAUUUCGCGAUCGACUGCUCAGUCCGCUGAGCCGAGCCACCCCGGUGAACACAAUCGAGCUGGAAAAGCUGCAAAUUUUCAAAGGUGCCGGUGCCAAAUCCGACGAAUGUUUCAAAUGUUUAUGGAGUUGCAAAGGUGGUUGCGUCUACUCGUGUUAUACAAUUUGCUAA